Molecule: messenger RNA, 2748 nt
Organism: Diorhabda sublineata
Lineage: Eukaryota; Metazoa; Arthropoda; Insecta; Coleoptera; Chrysomelidae
Gene: CysRS
Product: cysteine--tRNA ligase, cytoplasmic
Exons: 11
Coding region: 294-2483 (729 amino acids)
Biological process (GO): cysteinyl-tRNA aminoacylation
Cellular component (GO): cytoplasm
Molecular function (GO): ATP binding; cysteine-tRNA ligase activity
Source: RefSeq, a predicted model, not a curated record
ACAAAGAAGAAGAAGACGAACGCUUAGGAUUUCGUCAGCAAAGGAUGAGGCGGUAUUAGAUAUAGGUUAUGUGUAACUAAGAGCGAUGUACAAUAAGGGAAUUCAGUUUUUGCACCUACUUUCAUAAAUGAAAUUAUAAGGAAGCAUAUAUUUGCCUUAUUUUGUUCAAGUUGACAAUUAUUUAUAUAUUCAUAAGAUUCAGUGUUUAAUUCAGGUUUCAAUAACGUUUAGAAUUAUAUGCAACGUUGUAUAUUUUUGGUGCCACAUAAUUGUAUAAACUUUUGAAAAUUAAAAUGUCUAAAAGAGCACAACCACCUUGGAACGCCCCGAAAAACGAAUCACAACCGGUUUUAAAAAUUUUCAAUAGUUUAACGAGACAAAAAGAAACGUUUGUGCCUAUUUCUGGAAAAAGAAUAAAUUGGUACAGCUGUGGACCCACCGUAUACGAUGCGUCUCAUAUGGGACACGCAAGGUCCUACAUUUCAUUUGAUAUACUACGAAGGGUAUUUUCAGAUUAUUUUGGUUAUGAAGUUUUUUAUGCAAUGAAUAUAACAGACAUUGACGACAAAAUUAUUAAAAGGGCACGACAAAAUUAUCUGUUUGAGCAAUAUACUUCUAAAAAUAAUUCCUUAGAAACAGUACUAUCUGAUGCCAAAUUAGUAUUAGAUAACCUUCAAUCGAAAGUUAAAGAUACAAUAGAUCCUGAGAAGAAGAUUAUGCUAGAAAAAAUGUUAACAAGGUUGACAAGUUCAGUGGAAGAGCUGGAGGGUUCCGUAAAAAGUGGAGAUUUGUUAAAAAUAGAAAAUAGUAAGAAACAGUUUAUAAUAGAUUGUAAAGAUCCUCUAUCAGAUUGGUUGGAUCAAAAUCUUGGACAUACUGUAAAAGAUAAUGCGAUAUUUAGCUCUCUUCCAAGGUAUUGGGAAGAACAAUUCUACAAUGACAUGGAUUCUUUAAAUAUAUUACGGCCGAAUGUUAUCACAAGAGUUAGUGAAUAUAUUCCAGAAAUCAUCACUUUCAUCCAAAAAAUCAUAAAAAAUGGUUUUGCUUAUGAAGCUGGUGGAUCUGUUUAUUUUGAUGUUGCAGCUUUUGAUAAAAGUAACAAACACCAUUAUGCUAAAUUAGUUCCAGAAGCUUAUGGCGAUACCAACAGCUUACAGGAAGGAGAAGGUGACUUAACUACAACAGAACAAAGAAGUGAGAAACAAUCACCAAACGACUUCGCUCUAUGGAAAAAGAGCAAACCUGGCGAACCAUUCUGGGAAUCUCCUUGGGGCUAUGGUAGACCUGGUUGGCAUAUUGAAUGUUCCGCAAUGGCUUCUGACAUAUUCGGUGAAACUGUAGAUAUUCAUACAGGAGGUGUAGACUUGAAAUUCCCCCAUCACGACAAUGAAAUCGCACAAACUGAGGCAUAUUAUGGAAACGCCAAUUGGGUGAACUAUUUCCUUCAUUCUGGUCACUUGACUAUUGCAGGUUGUAAGAUGUCGAAAUCUUUGAAAAACUUUGUAUCUAUCCAAGAUGCUUUAUCUAAAUAUACAGCUAGGCAACUUAGAUUUGCCUUUUUAUUGCAUUCUUGGAAAGAUACUCUUGAUUACAGUCAGAAUACCAUGGAUUGUGCUUUGCAAUAUGAAAGACUCUUCAACGAAUUCUUUUUGAAUGUGAAAGAUGUAACUUUUGGAUCAUGUACGGAGAAAACCAAUGCGGGUACUUUUAGUAAAUGGACUGAACAUGAACAUAAUCUGAAUAAUAAACUUUACCAAAUGAAAAUUGCUGUACAUACAGCAUUGUGUGAUAAUAUUGAUACAAAAUCUGCAGUUGAUGCUUUAAGAGAUCUCGUUACUGCAAGUAACAUUUAUAGGAGGGAACGAAAACCUCCUAAUAGUUUAUUGUUGUACGAUAUAGGAUUAUAUGUAACGAAAAUUUUGAAAAUAUUUGGAGUGAUUAGUGAAAAAGAAACCUUAGGAUUUCCAACUGCUACAGGAACAUUUAAUAAUGUUGAAAGUCUGGUUAGACCAUAUCUUACUAUUUUAGCUGAAUUUAGAGAUAAUAUUAGAACAAGUGCAAGAGUAUUGAAGGCAACUGAUAUUCUUAAAGAAUGUGAUAAUUUAAGAGAUGAAAUUUUACCUAAUGUGGGGAUCAGAUUAGAAGACAGAGAAGGCGAAGCAAGUGCUGUCAAGUUUGUUGAUAAAGAGACAUUAUUAAAAGAACGAGAAGCUAAGAAAAAAGCAGAGCAAGAAAAACUUGCUGAAAAAGAAAAGAAAAAAGCAGAACUUGCAGCGGUGACAUAUGCUAAAGAAGCGCAGAAAAAAAUUCCUCCUAGUGAGAUGUUUAAAAAAGAUGCUAAAUAUUCCAAAUUUGAUCAUGAUGGAUUUCCUACCCAUGAUUCAGAAGGAAAAGAAAUUAGUAAAGGCCAAAUAAAAAAACUACAGAAGUUGUACCAAGCCCAACAAAAAAAAUACCAAGAAUAUUUAGCUUCCCAAACCUAAUUCGACGAUUCAAUUUAUGACUUCAAUCUCAAUGUACCAAUAAUAAUAAUAAUAAUAAUAAUAAUAAUGCUUUUAAUGAUACUAGUAUUUUUUAUUUAUUCAUUUACCAAUUUUAUUGUUUUAUAUUAAAUUUCUUUAUAAAGCAUUAAUUUUGUGAGAAAUUAUACUUUGUAACAUUUGGUUAAAAAUUCUAUCAUUAAUAUUAAAAAAAUGGUAUAUUAAUAUGAAAUUUGUACAUUAUUGAUAAUAAAUUAUUGAAAUUGUA